This is a messenger RNA of Chironomus riparius, 3138 nucleotides long. Lineage: Eukaryota; Metazoa; Arthropoda; Insecta; Diptera; Chironomidae. The record is from the annotation of a GenBank genome assembly.
AUGUGUAAUAAGCCAGUAGCUGUUGUUAAGGACACAUUUAACUUAGCAACGAGAAAAUGGGAAUUCAACCUUACUGCUGAUUUUGAAAAGUUUCAUAAUUUCCAAAAUUGUGAUUUAAAAAUCGGAUUUGAUCCUGAGUUUAGAGAACUUGGUAGGAAAGAUGAACUUGAUCGAGAAAUUAAAGGAAUUUUUGUCAGUUUAUUCAACAUAAUUGGUGAAAAAGGAAAUUUUAUUCCACGUCCUAUAAUCUUUCAACAAAACGAGAGUUAUCCUCUAAGAAGUCAUGCAAACUUUGCAUCGGGUAUAGACAUUUAUUCGGAUGUUAAGUCAUUGCUAGUUCCAACUCAUCAUGUAACAACAACAUUUGACCAAAUCGAUAUGAUUUUUAAGGUCACACCGAGUGAAAAGUACACAAAUUUUGAGAAAAUGGCGUUGCCUUUUGAUGAUGCCACUUGGGUCCUUUUGCUAGUAACAUUUUUCAUAGCAUUUUCUGUGAUUUUUAUGGUCAAUCAAUUACCUAUGAAAUUUCAAGAGAUCAUGUACGGAUCUGAAGUAAAAAUGCCAGCUUUCAACAUCAUUGGAACCUUUUUUGGAAUCAGUCAAACUCGACUCCCAACCUCGAAUUUUCCUCGAAUGAUUCUUGCAUUUUUUGUGUACUUCUGUUUAGUAAUUCGGACAGCUUAUCAAGGAGUAGCGUAUGAUAUGCUCACAAAUGACAUAAGACGACCAAAGAUAAGCCAACUCGUAGAUCUUUAUGCUGGAAACUACACAAUUUAUACUCUGAAUCAAACAAAUUUCGUCGUUCCAUUGCGAAACAUGAUUGAUGGUAGUAAAAAAAUUCAGAUCAAAGUGUUUGACAGCAUGACACGUUUUCAAAGAUCCUUCUGUCAAAACAUAAAUGAUUCAUCCAAAAAGAUAGCUUAUUUUGUUCCUCACACAGCAGCAACAGAAUAUGACUUUGAAUGCAAAUCUGCAGGUCAUCAAUUGGAUCAAAUUCUGUACAGUACACACAUUGGAUAUGCGGUUUAUCGAAAUAACUUCAUCUAUGAUCUUCUGCAGAAUGUUACUCAACAGUUGAUUCCAGCUGGAAUUCCACAACAUUUAGCAAAACUUAAUCAGUGGAUAAUCUUUAAAUCUCAUAAAGAAAUUGCUUACAAAAGUCCAUCAGUAUUGACAAUCGAUGAUCUUAGAACUGGAUUUCUAUUGUGGAUGGUUGCAUGCUGUAUAACAAUUGGUGUUUUUGUAAUUAUCAAUUUAAACGGAGUUUUAAUGCAGUAUGAAGAAUAUUCUACGACUCAAUCAUUCAUAGAUGUAAUACAUGAACUGUAUAUAAAGUCACAAAUCACAUUUGAUGUCAUUUUUAUUGGAUAUUCGAGCAAUGAUUUUGAAAUCGAGAUUGAUGACAUUUUAAAGUCAAUUGAAGAGAAAGUUCUAAUUGGCAGCAUAUAUUUUGUUACAUAUAAUAAUGUCAAGAUCUAUAGUCUUAAUCAGUCAGCUAUUUUGUUCUUUAAAUCAUAUCAAGAUUUAAAUUUUUUCAAUUCCAAUGCUCGACUUACAAAUCGAUAUCCAAAGAAAUUAGCUUUCUUGAUUCACGUGGAAAUUUUGACAAGACCAGAAUUUUUAGUAAAGCUUACAAAUCCAGUUCAAUUAGAUCCUGAUGUUGGGCACAUAAGUUUAUAUCAAUAUUUCCUAGUUCAAAAUUACACAACUAUGUAUCUUAUGACUUUUGAGUGGUUUACACCUCGCCAAUGUAAUAUCCAUCAAGGAAUUAAAAUCGAUGAAUUCGACAUGAUUACUCAAAAAUGGAAGUGGAACUUAAAUUACCAAUUUGUAAAAUUUAAAAACUUUCACGGAUGUCUUUUGGUCACUGGAUCUGAAGAUGGAUUUCAGGACAUGGCAUACAUAGAUUCACUAGAUUUAAAGACGAAAGGAUUUAUUGUAGAUUACACUAGAAUCAUAGCUGAAAAUGGAAAUUUUACAGCUUAUCAUCGGUUCCUUAAAUCAAAUUUAAAGUCAGAUAUCAACUCAGCUAAUCAAGGUUUGCUUGUCAAUAUUUUUCCACAAUUUAAGUCAAUGACUUUAAAUGAGCUUCACUUAACAACAGUGUUUGAGCAAAGUGAUAUGAUAUUUUUAAUCACACCGUCUGAAAAGUACUCAAAUUUUGAGAAAAUGGCGAUGCCUUUCGACUUAUCGACAUGGAUUCUUUUAUUCACUACUUUUUCGAUAGCUUUUACAGUAAUUUUUAUUGUCAAUCAAAUGUCAAGGAGUAUUCAAAAUAUAGUCUAUGGAAUCAAUGUCAAAAUGCCGGCAUUUAAUAUGAUUGGAACAUUUUUUGGAAUAAGUCAAUUCAAACUUCCAAAAUCGAAUUUUUCAAGGAUGAUUUUGAUUAAUUUUGUGUACUUCUGUUUAAUUAUUAGAACAGCUUAUCAAGGCGUGUUCUACGACAUGUUCACGACUGACAUUCGAAAGCCUUCUAUAAAGACAAUCAAGCAAGUUUAUGAGAAUAAUUUUACAAUUGUAGCGCUAGCACUUGAUGACUAUGUGAGGCCUUUAUACACAUUUAGUGAGACAAAUGUCAGACCUCGAAUCAUACAAUUUAAGACAGACUUCGAAAUUAUGAUUUUUUACUGCCAACAAAUUCAAAACUCUUCAGCAAAGCUUGCCUUCUUCCUUCCACACACUGAACUUGAUGAACUUUACAGUAAAUGCAAGGUUCGAGGUCGAAAACUUCGUCAAAAUCUUUACUCAAACUAUCUAGCACUUGGAGUACUGCGCAACAACUUUAUUUAUCAUUUAAUGCAGGAUGUAAUUGAUCAAUUGAUUCCAUCUGGAAUUCCUCAAUACUUGAUAAAAUUUUAUGAUUGGAUCCAUAGUAGAGAUAAAAGGUUUAUAUUUGUUAAGAUACCAAAGGUUUUAACACUAAAGGAUCUUGAGUUUGGAUUUCUUUGCUGGGCAGCAGCUUGCAGCACGUCAACAGCGAUAUUUUUAAUUGAAAUUGUAUACAAAUUUUGUUUAAAGUUUGAGGAAAGGGAAUGCACUACUUUGGCGGCAGCAGUCAAAAAACGAGAAAGAAAAAGAUCUUUAACUUUGGAUAAUUAUCCAUUGUCGAUGGAUGUUAUGGAAGUUAUUGGAAAAUAG